CCAGAACCAUCGAGACCCACAUGUUUUCUCUGACACGCAUUAUUUCUGUUUUCUCUCCUGCUCUGUAAUACCACUGAAAGUGCAUAUCAUGUGUGUGGUAUCCAGAAAUAAAUGAGGCUUAAAAGAUGAGGCUUGGUAUAAAUACUUCCCUCUCACCAGCCUCAGGACAUCAACCAUCUCACAAUGAGUCAUUUAAGGGGCCUUCUCUUUUUUGUGUUUGCAUUUUCUGCAGCAAACACUGUUUCUGUUAAACGUAAACCUCAGAAGAAAAUAUUGCAGCUAGAUUGGCCUACAAACUGUGGCAUUGCACAUUUCCAGCCAAACACAGGUGAGAGAAUUGUCUUGGGGAAUGAAGCAAGACCCCAUUCUUGGCCAUGGCAAGUCUCAUUACAGGUACGUCCUAAGGGGAGCAACAAAUUUGUCCAUGUAUGUGGAGGAACUCUAAUUCACAAGAACUGGGUCCUUACGGCUGCUCACUGUUUUCAAAAGGGCAAAGCAGAGAAUGCAGCAAACUGGCGCAUUGUUCUGGGGAAGCACCAUCUUAACCAAAAUGAAAAGACAGAGAAAAUCUACUAUGUCAAGAAAAUUUACAGGCAUGAAAGUUUCUGGUACCCGCGCCUGAAUCAGUUAGACUAUGACAUCGCUCUGGUCAGGCCAAAACAGGACAUCCUAUCAAACCAGUACAUACACUAUGCCUGCCUGCCACAGAAGAACAGAGUACUGCGGCCUGGACAUUUCUGCUGGGUAACAGGAUGGGGUGACACUAGAGGGCAGCAUAAAAACUUGUCCUUGUCUGAUGUUCUAAACCAAGCAAAGUUACCAGUGAUUGACAUUCAGACAUGCAAACAGAAGAAACACUGGGGGUCCCAUGUUCGAGAAUCUAUGAUCUGCGCUGGUCUGUUAGACACUAGAGGGCUACCUGCUGCCUGUCAGGGCGACUCAGGAGGACCCUUGCUGUGUCAGGUUGGGCAAGAAAGAUGGGAAGUGCAUGGUAUUGUCAGUUUUGGACCAGUAGGGUGUGCUGCUGAAAACAAGCCUAGUGUCUUUACCAAAACCUCUGCUUACAUUCCUUGGAUUGAAGCAACCAGGAUCAGAGAUUUUUUUCUGCAGUGAUUUGUGAUGUAAAAUGUCACAAAUCCAGCAUACACAUGAAAUUCUAAUACAUUAAAUAUUAAACGUAUUAAAAGAGUUUUGCUAUUACUGGUUACUGAUUUGUGAUGUAAA
Messenger RNA from Protopterus annectens (West African lungfish), 1224 nucleotides. Its product is annotated as chymotrypsin-like elastase family member 1. The transcript is spliced from 6 exons. NCBI's taxonomy places the organism in Eukaryota, Metazoa, Chordata, Ceratodontiformes, Protopteridae. Gene Ontology annotation, molecular function: serine-type endopeptidase activity. The record is from RefSeq and is a predicted model, not a curated record. Gene Ontology annotation, biological process: proteolysis. The coding region runs from base 184 to 1113 and encodes 309 amino acids.